CAGUAAAACAAAAGGGUCCAGAUAUAAAGUGCUUAUGUCUCAUACAAACCUAGGGUUUUAUGCUUUCAUUUGCUUAGUCGCAGCAGCUGCUACAAAUAUAUACAUCAGCGACUCCUCUGUUAAUUCAGCCAAUCUCUCAGCAUCAUGAUUAUCUCUGAGAAGAAUAGGAGAGAGAUCUCCAAGUACCUGUUCCAAGAGGGUGUUUGCUAUGCAAAGAAGGAUUACAAUCUUGCGAAACACCCUGAUAUCGAUGUACCGAACCUACAGGUGAUUAAGCUGAUGCAGAGCUUUAAGUCCAAGGAGUAUGUUCGCGAAACGUUCGCGUGGAUGCAUUACUAUUGGUACCUUACUAAUGAUGGGAUUGAGUUUCUAAGGACUUACCUCAAUCUCCCAUCCGACAUUGUGCCUUCGACUCUAAAGAAGGCUGCCAGGCCUAUCGGACGUCCCAUGGGUGGCCCUCCUGGCGAUCGCCCACGUGGCCCGUCGAGGUUUGAUGGGGACAGACCUAGGUUUGGUGACAGGGAUGGGUAUAGAGGUGGACCGAGAGGUCCUGCUGGAGAAUUUGGUGGUGAGAAAGGAGGAGCUCCAGCUGAUUACCAGCCUGCAUUUAGGGGUGCUGGCAGAGGAGGUGGAUUUGGGCGUGGCUCUGGAGGUUUUGGUGGAGCGCCACCCAGUUAAAGUUUUUCUUAGAAGUCUAGUCCCCAACAUUUGUAGGUUCUGCAAGUUUGGGGAUGUGAUGAACAUUUAGAACAAGUUGUUGGUUCUUGUCUAAUGGCUUUUGUAUUGUUUAAAGAACUUCUAAAGAAAAGUUUUUGUUC
Molecule: messenger RNA, 818 nt
Organism: Daucus carota subsp. sativus
Lineage: Eukaryota; Viridiplantae; Streptophyta; Magnoliopsida; Apiales; Apiaceae
Product: small ribosomal subunit protein eS10x
Exons: 5
Coding region: 145-678 (177 amino acids)
Cellular component (GO): cytosolic small ribosomal subunit
Molecular function (GO): RNA binding; structural constituent of ribosome
Source: RefSeq, a predicted model, not a curated record